GCUGGCCCUCAUCCAGACUUGGAGUUAGCAUCAAGAGGAGAAGUUACUUAUUCUGCAGGGCUAAACCACUGGUAAAAGGCAUUGUGUGGAAACGCCGUAGGAAAUUAUAUUUAUAUCAUAAUUUAUUAUUUAUAUAAUAAUUUACUAAGUACCAGAAGCUGCUACGCCUGCUACUUCCUGCUCGAAGUUGGAAAAUGAUUGUUCCCUGCGUUGUUCUGUUUUCUUUCUUGGCUAUCAGCCAAGCAGUUAAUCCUUGCUGUUCAAAUCCAUGCCAAAACAGAGGAGUGUGCAUGACAACAGGAUUUGACCGAUAUGAAUGUGACUGCACACGGACUGGUUAUUAUGGGGAAAACUGCACUACACCGGAAUUUUUUACUUGGCUGAGAGUGACACUGAAACCUGCUCCAACCACAGUCCACUACAUACUCACUCACUUCAAAGGAGUCUGGGAUGUAAUCAACAACAUCCCUUUUCUCCACAGUACCAUCAUGAGAUACGUACUGAUGUCAAGGUCCCAUUUAAUAGAGAGCCCGCCAACGUAUAAUGGCCAUUAUGGUUACAAAAGCUGGGAAGCCUAUUCAAACCUUUCCUACUAUACCAGAGCUCUUCCGCCAGUAGACCACAACUGCCCCACCCCUACGGGUGUGAAAGGCAAGAAGGAGCUUCCAGAUUCCAAGCUCAUUGUGGAGAAAUUUCUACUGAGGAGAAAAUUUAUUCCUGACCCCCAAGGCACAAAUGUCAUGUUCUCAUUCUUUGCUCAGCACUUCACCCACCAGUAUUUCAAGACAGAUCACCACAAAGGGCCAGCUUUCACAAAAGGCCUUGGGCAUGGGGUUGAUCUAAGUCAUAUCUAUGGAGAGACUCUGGAUAGGCAGCUGAAACUCAGGUUGCUUAAGGAUGGAAAGCUGAAAUUUCAGAUGAUUGGUGGAGAGAUGUACCCACCCACUGUGAAAGAAACUCAGGCAGAAAUGAUAUAUCCACCUCAUAUUCCUGAGCACCUGCAAUUUUCUGUAGGGCAGGAGGUCUUUGGUUUGGUUCCAGGGCUGAUGAUGUAUGCCACAUUAUGGCUCCGGGAACACAAUCGAGUCUGUGACAUUCUUAAGGGAGAGCACCCAGAAUGGGAUGAUGAACAACUAUUCCAAACUACCAGGCUGAUCUUGAUAGGAGAGACCAUCAAGAUUGUGAUUGAAGACUAUGUACAGCACUUGAGUGGCUACCACUUCAAGCUGAAGUUUGAUCCAGAGCUGCUCUUCAACCAGCGAUUCCAGUAUCAGAACAGAAUAGCAGCAGAGUUCAACACCCUUUACCACUGGCAUCCUCUUCUUCCUGAUACUUUUCAAAUUCAAGACCAAGAGUACACUUACCAGCAAUUCAUCUAUAACAACUCCAUCAUGUUGGAACAUGGCCUUUCCCACAUGGUGCAAUCAUUCUCCAAGCAAAGGGCUGGAAGGGUAGCUGGGGGUAGGAACGUCCCUGCUGCAGUGCAAAAAGUAGCUAAAGCCUCCAUUGAUCAGAGCCGGCAGAUGAGGUACCGAUCCUUGAAUGAGUACCGGAAGCACUUCCUGCUGAAGCCUUUUCAGUCAUUUGAAGAGCUUACAGGAGAAAAAGAAAUGGCUGCAGAACUUGAAGAGCUCUAUGGAGAUAUCGAUGCUAUGGAGCUGUACCCAGCCCUUCUUGUAGAAAAACCACGUCCUGGAGCUAUCUUUGGUGAGACCAUGAUAGAACUCGGGGCACCAUUCUCCUUGAAAGGUCUCAUGGGAAAUGCUAUCUGCUCACCAGAGUACUGGAAACCAAGCACUUUUGGGGGCAAAGUGGGCUUUGACAUAGUGAAGACAGCCUCCAUCCAAAGCCUCAUUUGCAACAACGUGGAAGGCUGUCCUCUUGUGGCUUUCCACGUCAUAAACCCAGAAACAGCAGCAACAAAUAAUAUCAGCACCUCCAGCACAGCAAUAGACGAGAUUGGCCCAGCCGUACUACUAAAAGAGCAGUCUGCUGAACUGUAGAGAAAACUAUUUGCAUAUUUAUUUAUUUAUAUAUCUAUAAUAUUAUUAUUUAUAGUUCAGACAAAACACCAUGGAUGUUUCUGUGCCUUGGCAUCUAACACAGGAUGCCUGACUUAAAGGGAAGUUCUGCUUAGAUUUGCAGGACAGGAUCCCUCGGUUUUUAAGAAUAUCUUCUGUACCAGAAAGCUGUAUUCCAAAAUGGAUAAGGGCAUUAGAUUUGCUGCUUAAACUUGAAUGUAAGCAAUAGCUCUGUCUCAAACUUGACAAGAAAUAUCCUAAAUAUGAACCCAUGCUAGGUGCCAUUAUCUGAGAGCUUGGAAGUGCUCUAAAUCUGUCAUGAAAACUGUCCUUACACUGAAAUAUUUUCAGUAGUAGCUUACCAAUGAAUGGGGAACAAAAAUCAAAGUUAUCUAACCACAGUUAAGCAUUUUUAGUCCUAUUGUACUCAAUAGGAUGCAAAAAUACUUAAUCUGAAAGAGAGCACUGAUGCACAGUUGAAAAAUGGAAAAUUAUUCCUCACUACCUCUCCUGUGUGACACAGCAUAAGGUUUUACAAAUUGGCUAAUCUUCAUUUUCUGCACUUCCCUUGUAUUUCAUAAAUAGUUUCUUCUUAUUCUGGGGGGGGGGACCACAGUAUAUUGUCCCAUGGCUAUAUAAGACAUGACCCAGUGAAACUGUUCACAUCCAAUUCCCAUUGAAAUGUAUAGGAGCUAGUCGUCUCUGCAGAAUGUCAAUUGUUUUUCAAUGACAAGUUUCCUAGGACUUUUUUCCUAGCUCUAGGUAAUCCAUCAAGAUAAUAGGUGACUGGAAGGUGAAACUUUACUCUUGGGGGUUUAAUGCUCCAAACAUAACUUCAUAUUGUAGGGCUCUUUUUUAAUUAAUGAAAGGUAUCUAGAAAGAACCUGUUCUCCAAGUUAUUAGUUUUCAGCUGUAAAGAUUGGGUCCAUAUCAUCUUAAUUGUCUUUGCAGAGGCUCAAACAAGGGUGGACAACCUGUAGCCUUUAGAAUAACACUAAAAUAAUUCUCUUUUAACCAUGCAAUUUGAAAUGGUCACUUUCUGAACCCUAAAGCAAUUUCAGUUGUUAGAAACUAUAUAGAGGAAGUAGUGAGGGUUUUGUGCUUCCUUUUUUAAACUUCCUUUGUAACAUGCAUGGUGCUGAUGACACAUUUCCCACGGGUGAGAAGUGUGAGUUCUAGAUGCCAUAUAGGCUUCGCAACUGUUACUGAAGUCAGUAUGAUUUUACAUAUGGAAUACUACUGUAGGGACCAGAAUCUCUAACAUUGCACUUAAUAUAUACAAAGGUAAUUUCAAAUUUUAGACACUGACACUACAUUUAAUAUUGUUUGUUUUCAAAAAUGUCUAUCCCACCUUUCAAGAUGGCUAACAGAUAUAAUUCCUAAAAUAAACUAAGAUGCACUCAGGUCAAUAGAUUGGAUGUUGUUAGUUUCACACUUUCAAGGCAUUUGAAUGAGAUCAUAAUUUCUCUUAGCAGUCUGGUAACUCAAAAAAUAGAGCCUUAUUCCUCUAUUGUAGGUGUUAAGCAAUAUGAAAGAUUUAAGAAAAAUGUCAUUAAUAGUAAGGUACUGAAACCAGUAUAUUACUGUCCCUCUUGCCUGAAAAGCCAUCUGGUAUUUGUACUUUGGUGAUUGAUGUAAAGAUUCUCUGUAGGCCAAAGAAUUAAAGUGGGAAGAAAUUGUGGGAAAAGAAAGUCUUGGUAUAACCUAAGGAAAUGUGGACAGAGGGCACUAGUCACCAGGGAACUCUUUUGAGAAAGCCCCAUGAGGAGAACAUCUGGUGACAUGUGACCUUUUUGCUCUGAGAAAAUUCCAUUGCAUUCCUUUUGGUUCUUUGACAUAGAUGAAGCAACUUUUAGGUUUGUACUGUUUAUUAUACUCACCACUUCUCUCUUUUAAGUUCCCUUUCUCUUUGACACUAGGAUAGCCCUGUACGUAGUGUUAACUGAACUGCCCCCAAAGAUCUUCCCAUCCUAGUCAGUGUCAUCUCCUCUUUUAUGUCUCUUGUUACUAGAUUGCGAGCCAGUUGUCUGAGCCUGUCAUUUUUUUCAAAAAGUACAUUGCUUGUAAGUGCUCUGUAUAUGUGCUAAUUAGCCAUAGUUCACUGUAAGAUGCCAGUCUGUGGAAUCGCAUCUUCCUCUGCAUUGCGUUCAGUGGACAUGCAUCAAGUGGUCUCAUUUUGUUCCUGUAAUAUUUCCAUUUUUUUAAAGUAAUAUUUAUCUCAGCCUGCUGGCUCUGGUUGGGUAUUUGGAUUAUUGCUGAAUAUGCACGGGACAAAAAUGUUUGCUGUGACCCCAAUCCAGAGAACGUUAGUCACAUUUGUAUGUCUGUUAACUUCAAGGGGAUUUAAGUAAGUUCCCUGGAUUGUGGCCUUAUUUAUUACGAUAUGUGUGUAAUUUUAAAAAUCUAUUUUUACAUUCCAUGUUAGCAGAAUGCUAAGAUUGUUGAAAUAAAUUAUUUAAAGCUAA
Messenger RNA from Rhineura floridana, 4486 nucleotides. It is a transcript of the gene PTGS2, whose product is annotated as prostaglandin-endoperoxide synthase 2. The transcript is spliced from 10 exons. NCBI's taxonomy places the organism in Eukaryota, Metazoa, Chordata, Lepidosauria, Squamata, Rhineuridae. Gene Ontology annotation, cellular component: neuron projection; cytoplasm. The coding region runs from base 195 to 2003 and encodes 602 amino acids. Gene Ontology annotation, molecular function: heme binding; peroxidase activity; oxidoreductase activity, acting on single donors with incorporation of molecular oxygen, incorporation of two atoms of oxygen. The record is from RefSeq and is a predicted model, not a curated record. Gene Ontology annotation, biological process: response to oxidative stress; cyclooxygenase pathway.